GGUGAGGCGGACCAGGUCCGGAUGACCUCGGAGGGCUCUGACUGUCGCUGCAAGUGCAUCCUGCGGCCACUCAGCAAGGACGCCUGCAGCCGCGUCAGGAAUGGCAGCAUGCGGGUGGAAGACUUCUACACGGUGGAGACGGCGAGCUCGGGGGCCGACUGCAAGUGCUCCUGCACUGCCCCCCCGUCCUCGCUCAACCCCUGCGAGAAUGAGUGGAAGAUGGAGAAGCUGAAGAAGCAGGCGCCCGAGCUCUUCAAGCUGCAAUCCAUGGUGGACCUGCUGGAGGGAACGCUCUACAGCAUGGACCUGAUGAAGGUGCACUCCUACAUCAGCAAGGUGGUGGCCCAGAUGAACACGCUGGAGGAGACCAUCAAGACCAACCUGAGCAGGGAGAACGACUUCAUGAAGGAGAGCGUCCUGCACCUCACCGACCAGAUGAGACGCUAUGAGAACUACUCCGACAUCAUGAUUAGCAUCAAGAAGGAGAUCUCCAACCUGGGCUACCAGCUGCUGCAGAAGGACGCUGCUGCUGUCCCCGAGAGCAAGGCACAGGAGGUGGAGUGCGAAGGCACCAUCGAGUCGGUGGAGCCCCCCACGGAGCACCACAGCUACGGGCGCAACGAGGGGGCCUGGAUGAAGGACCCAGCAGCCAAGGAUGACCGCAUCUAUGUCACCAACUACUACUACGGGAACAGCCUGGUGGAGUUCAGGAGCCUCGACAACUUCAAGCAGGGCCGCUGGAGCAAUCUCUACAAGCUGCCCUACAACUGGAUUGGCACCGGGCAUGUGGUGUACCGUGGGGCCUUUUACUACAACCGUGCCUUCACCAAGAACAUCAUCAAGUAUGACCUGAAGGAGCGGUACGUGGCGGGCUGGGCGCUGCUCCAUGACGUGGUGUACGAGGACACGACACCCUGGAAGUGGAAGGGCCACUCAGACAUCGACUUUGCCGUGGAUGAGAGUGGGCUCUGGGUCAUCUACCCCUCCGUGGACUACGACUACUCGCAGCAGGAGGUGAUCGUCCUGAGCCGCCUUGACCCCGGGGACCUCUCGGUGCGCAGGGAGACCACCUGGAAGACGGGGCUGAAGCGCAACGCCUACGGGAACUGCUUCAUCAUCUGCGGCAUCCUCUACGCCGUGGACACCUACAGCCAGAAGGAAGGGCAGAUCUCCUACGCCUUCGAUACGCACACGGACACGGAGGCAGAGCUCCGGCUGCCCUUCCUCAACCAGUAUGCCUUCACCACGCAGGUCGACUACAACCCCAAGGAGAAGGUGCUCUACGCCUGGGACAACGGCCAUCAGAUGACGUACGGGCUCCGCUUUGUGGUCUGA
Messenger RNA from Charadrius vociferus (killdeer), 1335 nucleotides. It is a transcript of the gene OLFML2A, whose product is annotated as olfactomedin-like 2A. The transcript is spliced from 5 exons. The record is from RefSeq and is a predicted model, not a curated record. NCBI's taxonomy places the organism in Eukaryota, Metazoa, Chordata, Aves, Charadriiformes, Charadriidae. Bases 22 to 1335 code for a protein of 437 amino acids. Gene Ontology annotation, biological process: signal transduction.